GACAAAGCUGUGAGCAUCAGGAAACACCCUGUUUUUUUUCCAAGGGAAACCUAGGAAUCUUUUAUGACCACACAGAGUCAUGAUCUCCUUUUUACAUCUCAUCCAAAGGAUGGCACCAAUUUUACAGCACAGUGUCCCAUUAUUCCAGUAAGACACUGGGGUCCACACACAGACCACAGGGUAAACACUCUCUAUUGGCCUCACUAACACAUCUUUCAGCAACAACCCAAGCUUUUCCUAGAUGGACUUUCAUCCAAGAGCUGUCCGGGCCCAAACACACUUAACUUCAGUUGGAUUAUCACUUUGGAAAUGCAGGUGGUACAGCUGCUGGCACCUCCUCACCUUUAGGCCCCAUGGUUAUAUUUAUUAUGCUUAAUUGAAGACGUUAUCUUAUUAUCACCACCUCAGCAAUACAGAUUGGCGAGCGACUUAAGAGAUACGGGCCUAAUAUGGAAGACCUUGAGAAGUACUGCUUUACUGAAGAAGGGGAGCUGAGGCAGAAAGAAACUUGUGAAGCUUUUGUGUUCAGCUACUAUAAAGAUGACUAUGAGAGCAACCACCUUCGAUACCAGGCUUUGGGGCAUUUAAUUACCCAACACGUAUACAGGGUUCUUGAGGAGAAAUGCAAUCUGCAACGAGUCUACAUUCCCAUACAAGCCAGCGAGCAAGAGGCCAAGAGUCUGUUUUUUAUGAGCCCUGGGGCUUUGGAUAACCCAAAGGGACUUAUAAUUUUGAUUCAAGACCGAGGAGCCGUUCGUGCAGGUCAGUGGAGCAUAAAGGUGAUUGCCUCUGAGGGUAUGGAAAAAGGAAGCCAAAUCCCAUAUAUCAAAAAGGCACUGGGUGAAUCUUCAGGUGUCAUUGUAAUGAACCCAAAUGAUAAUUUUUUAGAAUUAUUUGGUGAGUGUGAUGCCACCACUGAAUACAUAAUGUCUGAGAAAGGAGAGUUUAUUAAUAAAUGUAUGAAAGACAAAAGAUUUGUCCCACUUGCCAAAAGAGGCAGCACAACCCCAGAGGAACAUGUGCGAUACAUCUGGGACCACUUUAUUGCAAAUUCCUCAGCAAAUCAAAUCGCUGUUGUUGCUCACGGGUAUGGAGGGUUGGUUUUCAUGGACCUUCUAUCCCAACGCAGUGAGCAGGUGCAGAAAAGGGUUUAUGCUGUAGCUUUGAUUGACUCUGUUCAUAACAUGUGGCACCAAAUUAAAGAUAAAGAAGUACAGAAAUGGAUCCAGAAACACUGUCGAAAAUGGGUUCUCAGUUCCAAACCUAUUGACCGUUACACAACUUUCAUGAAAGUGGAUUGCCCACAAGUGUCUGCAGGGACAGAAAGCCGUGAAUAUGCUCCCUGGAGAUGCAUUCAAUCAGUCUUUAGAUUUUUCGGAAGAAUCCUGAAGGGCAAGACUACACAUUUUUCAAGGGAUGUCAUUAUCACACGAAGCAAAAGUGAGAAAAAACCGACCCCCCCUUCUAAAGAGCAGUGGACAAACAGAUGCUUAAAUCGCAAAACCAGUGGUGUAGGGCGCUCAAGAACAUCAUGUUAAAAUGUUUGUUUCAAUCUUCCACUUCAAGGGUGCACUGAUGUUUCAAGAUGUAGUAUUAUCUAAAUAUUAAUAGAAUAAAUUUUUUAUUCAUUUUCUGUGCAUGCAUCAAUUUAAGAAGCAAGUAGAUUAUAAAGAAAUUUAAUUGUUCAUUGAGUGUGCAUGGUUCAUAGUUAACAUUCAGCAGGAUGCCCCCGACCUAUUCAUUAAAAAAGCUUGUCCAGUGAAGCCCAUUUCAUGUACUGGUACAAUCCAAGUUAGAAAAUGUAACAUUUUUUAGCCUUGUAAUAACCCAGGAAAGUUUUAAUUUUACAGUUUACUAUUAUAGCUUACAGGAUCUGGUGACAUUAUAA
Molecule: messenger RNA, 1888 nt
Organism: Polypterus senegalus (gray bichir)
Lineage: Eukaryota; Metazoa; Chordata; Cladistia; Polypteriformes; Polypteridae
Exons: 3
Coding region: 450-1538 (362 amino acids)
Biological process (GO): regulatory ncRNA-mediated heterochromatin formation
Cellular component (GO): nucleus
Molecular function (GO): siRNA binding
Source: RefSeq, a predicted model, not a curated record